This is a messenger RNA of Papilio xuthus (Asian swallowtail), 2168 nucleotides long. RefSeq names its product Clock interacting protein circadian (gene Cipc). The record is from RefSeq and is a predicted model, not a curated record. Lineage: Eukaryota; Metazoa; Arthropoda; Insecta; Lepidoptera; Papilionidae. Bases 134 to 526 code for a protein of 130 amino acids. The transcript has 2 exons.
GUCGCGAAUCGUCGUCAAUUCUCCGCUCAGCACUCGAGCAACACAGACGUUCCGCGCAACAAAAGCAACAGAUUAACUGACUGUUCUCUGUUCAGUGUUUUGUGAAACCAGCAAGCUGUGUUAUUCAAAGAAAAUGUGUGAAAAGAGAACGAGAAAAAUUAAAAAAGGAUCACAAUUAGCCCGCGUUCGCGAGGCCAGACGCGCUCAGCGUCUCAACUGGCGCGCUACGAACACCGCAAGAAGUAACAACCCAAAUCCAACACCAUGCCCCGCUAUGGAGGCACGAAAGACCGCACAAAACCGCGUCAUACUCGAACUAGCGUGGAAAACGAUCGCACUAAUGCACAAAAACAGACUGAUCCAACAGAAAAUCAUCGCUCUUCAGAAGGAAACGUCAGAAUUCGUCGCCGCCAUGAUGAACAACCCUGAAAACAGACGACGCUAUAUGGAACAAAUAUGUCUUAUUGACGCUCAGCGUCAAAACAUUGAUGCUAUCAAACCCAUAAAAAUAGAGCCAGACGCGUAAAUGAUGGGAAUGGAUGAAUGGAACUUAAAGAGUGAAUGAUGGGUGUAACCUGAUUGUGAUCUGCGAAUUAUAUUCGUGCUUUGAUCUUUCUUAUCUAACGUAUAUUUAUUAUAAUAAGACUAUUAGUGUUACUUGAAUAUAUCUCAGCAGGGAUGAUUGAUAUUGUAAUGCAUUCGAUUUUAAAAGCGCAAAAUACCCUUAUUCGAGAUAUUUAAUAUUUAAUAGAACAUAACAUUCGAUAUUUAUUGUACAUUUAAAAAUGCAUAAUUUAAUUAAAAAUAAGCUUAAUAUUGAUUAAAAUGUGUAAUUGAAAAAAUAUUUAUUUUAAUAUCAUUCAUGCCAUUAAAAUAUCGAUACUUUGGCUCCUAGACUAUAAAAUAUCUAAUGAACUACAAUAUCGAUCAUCCUUAGAAAUUAUCCUGAUCCUUUUUGUAUUGCUAUAUAUCUGACAGCCUUAGUUAUAUCCAAGUCGAUGUACUUAUUAAGAUAUAAAAGCUUUUUGAUUUAAUUAAAUCACGGCUUCCAGCAAUAAUACUUAACUGCAGUGUCUUACUAAAACGUUGUGGUUAAAUAUAUGUAGUUAUUCUUGUUGUUAAUUAAAAAUAACUGAGGUUGUAUCUAAGAGGCUGGUUUAUAUGUACAUAUACAUUUGUAAAGAAUCUUCGUACCAUUUUAGUAUAACUUUUUAUUAUAUUUUCGUGUUUAAAAAUGGAAAUAUAAGGAUGCAGUGGAUUGUAUUUCCAAAAGAUUCCCAAAAUAUGUAGUAUUAAAAAAAUGAAUGACCGUGGUAUUAAAAGAUGUUGCCUCUUACAGACUGGUUUAAAAUAAUUCAUAGUUUGUUUUUAAAAAAAAGUUAAAAGGCCAUUUUUUUUAUAAGUUCUUAAUGCACGAAUGGCUAUAGAAUAUUGUCUAUUGUGCGUUCAAUAAUAAUUCAAUGAUUUCUUCUAUUGUUACAUUAUUAGAACGCCUUGAGCCAUAGUCUCUUUGCUUUGUAUUACAUAAUAUUAUUUAUGGUACGAAGAAAGCUUGAAUUGGUUAAAAAAUACUCCUAGUUUAAGUCAAAACGACAGUAUGUUGUUUUUUUUGCUUAACGUCAAUAAGUGCAUCCUUUUACUUAUAAGAAAAUACAUAUAGAGAACUUUAAUAUUUUAAGUUUUUUUCGUCACUCUGUUGGUCUAGAUUGCAUUUAAUAGAACGUAGAUAACCCAAUGCACAGAUCUACCAAACACUGUGUUCAUUUUAACGUACCUAGAACUUACAUUUUUUUUAUUUAGUUACACAAUUUAAUUAUUAAGUGUGUAGUGUGUAGCCAUAUGUAAUAUUUAUGAAAUGGUUGUACAAGUUUCAAAUGUACACAGAUUCGAGUAUGAAUGAAUACCAUUUUAUUUGUUUGAACAAAAGAGGUUUCAAAGACAAAAUAGUGUGACUGUUUGCGUCAUAAUAUGGUCACUUUUUAAAUACAACAUGGUAUAUGGGAGUUUUAAAUUGUUAUGAAUGUUAAUGUUAAAAAUAAAAGUAUUAUUAUUAUAAUGGCACAACUCUCCCCGUGUUUUAAAUUCUAUGCAUGUUACGCUUAAAAAGACCUGUGUAUAUGUAUGUGGUUUAUGAUUGUUGUAAUAAAAAUAUACUAGUCCUUCGCAAA